This is a messenger RNA of Myxocyprinus asiaticus (Chinese sucker), 2749 nucleotides long. RefSeq names its product vimentin-type intermediate filament-associated coiled-coil protein-like. NCBI's taxonomy places the organism in Eukaryota, Metazoa, Chordata, Actinopteri, Cypriniformes, Catostomidae. The coding region runs from base 296 to 841 and encodes 181 amino acids. The transcript is spliced from 2 exons. The record is from RefSeq and is a predicted model, not a curated record.
ACAGGUUGCUGUUGAAGUUGGUGCAGAUGACACGUCAGCUGGCUAGAAAGCAGCUACAAACUGCCCCACCUGCUAGAAUACGAGUGUCAUAAAUCAGUGUGCUGCAUUUAAACAUACCUUCCAUACUGUCACUCAAUUACAGGCGCGCGGAUUUACAGAGUCACGCAUGUCGGCACUGUAGCAUCAUGCAUGUUGAGAUUGAGACUUACAGACUCAUUAAAUCCGGACCCAGUCGAACCAGCCCAGGGAAGAUGAGUUACCGCGGGUGAAAGAGUUUACCGGACCGGUGUUUGACAUGUCGUCCCCAUCGCCGGUGCAGAUCAGAGAGGCGAACGCGCAUCUGGCUGCGCUGCACAGGCGGGUCACAGACAUGGAGCAGAGGCUGCAGGACGCGGAGAAGACCGUGCGGGAGCAGGCGGAGAGUCUCAUCCGCAAAGAUGAGCAACUGAGAGCCGCCACGCAAGAAAUCACAGAGGCCAAAGACAAAGAGAUUUCCUUUCUCCAUGAGAAGCUUUGUCAAUCAGAGGAAUCAAUCCAUAAACUAAACCAAACCAUUAAGGAAAAAGAUUCCCUAAUCGGACAGUUGCAACAUCGAUGUCAGCUGCUGGACAACAUCUGCAAAAGCCGUCCAUUACUGGACAGCAUGCUGACUCAGAUGGCUGAAGCAGAGAGAAUGGGGCCUGUCAGUGACUUGGGGAAGCCCACAGCAAACAGCUCUCUCAUGGACGGAGAGUCCAACUGCAGCCCCAGUCGCCUCUCCAAUCACAAAGAAUUUUCACUCAGUGAGGACGACUCUGAUGAUCAGGAAUUAGAUGGGGUUGUGUUUGGGACCACAGUUUGAAAGUCACAACUGAACUGGUCCUUGUCUCAGGUUUAGUGGCCUGUGUUUUGUUGAUGGUUACAACUAAUUCAGUGUCUCGAGACACCAUUUGGUAAUAUAUCCAUUUUAGAGUAAUACAAGUUACAGCGGUGUGGAUGUGAAUGGAACUUUAGUGUGCAAAGAGAACGCCUAUACUCUGGCUGAGCCUGCAGCAUAUUUUAGGUUUGCACCUUACACAGUGUUUUUAUUUUAAUUGUAUUUUUUGUUUUUUUACUUUAAAUUACCAGUUUACAGAUCUGUAGUUUCAGCCCAAAAUAUUUUUUUUUAUAUAGUUAACUUGAUUUACUUUAAGUUUUUAAACUUGCAUAUUUUGCUGAUUUUUAUAUCUUACCGAUGUCAGAAAAAAAAGAAAAGUUUUUAAAAUUAACAUCCAGUUUAAGUAAUGGCGAUUUAUUGUUACAUGCAGUCUGCAGUGGUAUAUUGUGAUAGUGGAAGUUUAAUGUUUGAGACAUUAAACUAUAGUAAUAAUGGAAAAAUAAUUUGUAAACAAUAGCUGUUUUGGACAAUGAUCCCUGUUUGGAUCACUUCAAAGUCAUGUACUUUUCAAUUUUGGUCUAUUUAUUUAGCCGUUUUGUUUGAGCUUCGCGAUACCUAAUGACCAAUUUUAACAGUCAUCGAUGAUGUACCAUAAAUCACAGCUUACAAGUUAUGCAUGUUGGUUAAACUCUAUUCUAUCAUGUGUGUGAUUGUUGACCUCAUCUGCUGUUCUGGUCAUAGAGCUGGUUAUAAUUGCAUCAAGUGUCACCUGUUGCAUACACCCCAUUUAUUAUUAUGCUUUGGUAACUGAGCAGCUAGACAUUGUUUUACAUCAUAAGACACAUCUGGCAAUUGAAGUACAAUGCAUACAGUAUUGUGAAAAAGUUUUAGGCACUUGUGAAAAAUGUUGCAUAGUGAGGAUGUUUCAAAAAUAAUUACAUAAAUAGUUUUCAUUUAUCACUUAAUGUCAUACAAAGUCCAGUAAACAUAAAAAAGCUAAAUCAGGUUACAUCAUAUUUAAUGAUCUGGGGAAAAUCAAAAGUAACACUGCUGAAUCAUCAGAGCAGUCCAUGAAAUAGGAGUUCUUGAGAUGUCCUACCACCACUGUGCCCUUGAGCAAGCACUGAACCUCAUGACUGCUGAAGUGUGACAUCAGAGUAGUGGUGUAAACUACAACUGCAUAUAAUUAAGUGAUCUAUGCAGUUAAGUUGUUCUCUGAAAACCCUCUUAAUAAAACAGUUAUUGCAAAAAUAGUGCUCCAACAGAUAAACAGGUAGCAAUUUCCAACAAAGCUCAAGCUACUGCUAAUAAAAUUACAGGUCCAGGGUUGAGAAGAGAGUCUAAAAGCUUUUGCUUUUAUUUUAAUUAUUUUGGUCAAUAGCUAUGUAGCUGUUUGUGUACAGGGAAUGGUGAAUAAACCAUGUUACAUAGGUGUAUAACAAUGGUCCCUAUAUUUGCUAUCAGUUCAAUUUUACUGAUAAUAAUGUGAUGCUAAUACGGUACAUAUAGAUAUGAAUCUUUCUCAAAGUUCAUUUUGUUUGUUGUUGUAUAAUUUGGCUUAGCAAAAAGGUCUAUGCAAGUCUGUUGUAUUUUGCCAUAUUUAUUAUAUUGAGUUAAACUGUGUGAUAAUUGCGUAGGCAGCCAUAAUCUAUUGAAUUGGAUUGUACUGUUGAUGGGCAUUUUUCAUGCAAGUUUUCAUGUAAAGAGUGCAAUUUAUCCCAUUGGUGUGAUGGUUACACAAUUUUCAUGUUAGUUUUUACAGUUAAAUGUUGUACUGCAUUACAGCAUGGUACUAGCAUAUUGGGGCAUGUCAUAUCUGUCUUGCUAAUGCCCUGUGUAGUGAGUAUGGUACAUUUUUUCUUUACAGAUAAAAGUAAAACAGUGCCUAAAAGA